AUGCAGAAAUCAGGUCCUACAUCUCUAUAUGCUUUUAAGCAACAACUGGAUGCAUUUAUUAAGUUCCAUUCGUUGUCAUCUCAAUGGAGACCUCUGGUUUAUCGUCCUCGUAAUGCCGACCAAUUAACUUCAAUGAAUGCCGUUGAUAAAUUCAAUAGACCUUUAACCCCACAAAAGUAUCCAGGUACUCCAUCUCAGGCUAAAUUUGAGAAAUUUGUUAAGUUAUUGGUUGACCCGGAAGAAGUGCGUCUACUUAGAAGUUCCUUUAAAGAUCUUUUUAAAUUGAGAUUGUCUAAUAAGGGUAAAAAGGAUAUCAAAUAUAUCAAACCUUCAAUGAUCAACAUGUUUCUGUAUAAAUCAUUUGCCCUUAAUUACAAGCUUUACUCUGAGAAUUUGUUAUUUUUAAAUCAAGUUUGUGAGGAAGAUUCUGUUUGGAGUGUGAAAAAUACCGAAGCUGUUGCAUUCUUAACUUCAAUGUUACUUAAAUAUAAUCCUCAAUUGGUUACUUAUGAUCAAUUCAAUAAGAAACUCCAAUAUUACAUCAAAAGGGCAAAUUUGGAUCCAUCAAAAUCAAUUUUAUUUAAUGCAUCUUCAUUAAUUGCAUCUAUUUAUUCGGGUAAAAUAGACAAUAAUGCUCUUGAUAAUUUGGAUAAAUUAACUAGCGAGAGAGUCUAUAAAGUUAGAGAAGGUGCUCCAUAUCUAGAAUACGACCAUGCUUAUUCUAUAUUGACUGCAUUGAAGGAAGCUGCCAAUGUUGCACAAGAUGAGAAAUUGAAUAAUAUUCUUGAAAGAUGGAAUGGAUUUCUCAAUGAUGUAGCUCAAAUUAAAGAUAUUGAGAGUGCCUAUGAAGGUAUAGUGGCAAACCCACCUUUAUUGGAAGCUGAACAACAAGAAGAGGCUUCCUCGUAG
Pichia kudriavzevii is the source of this 909-nucleotide messenger RNA. RefSeq lists its product as uncharacterized. The transcript has a single exon. Bases 1 to 909 code for a protein of 302 amino acids. Lineage: Eukaryota; Fungi; Ascomycota; Pichiomycetes; Pichiales; Pichiaceae. The record is from RefSeq and is a predicted model, not a curated record.